Molecule: messenger RNA, 459 nt
Organism: Anopheles bellator
Lineage: Eukaryota; Metazoa; Arthropoda; Insecta; Diptera; Culicidae
Exons: 4
Coding region: 1-459 (152 amino acids)
Molecular function (GO): serine-type endopeptidase inhibitor activity; protein binding
Source: RefSeq, a predicted model, not a curated record
AUGCACGCCGUCGUCAUCGUGAUGCUGCUGGUGGCCCUUUCUGAGCCGGUCCAUGGGGAAGCUGUCGUCGGGCGGGUCAAACGCCAAAGCCCGUGGCUUAAUCGAUCGCCGACCACCUUCAAAGGCCGGUACGUCGCCGCGCGCAAUCCUCAUCCGGCUCGGGGAACUGGCAGCAGCCUGCUCACGAACAACGUAGCACCGUACGAAGGUCCGGUGCGGCCGGCCAAAGAGUCCAGCACCAGCCGGAAGCCAGCGGAGGAGGAGGCCAGUGUAGUGCCGCCGGUGGUGAGCAGAUCGAGGGCCUUCUACAGCUGCAUGUCCGGCUGUCUGACGCUAUCGCAGUACAAUCCGGUGUGCGGAAGUGACCAAACCACCUACCACAACGAGUACAAACUGGAGUGCGCCAACCGGUGCGGGGCCAGCCCGAGAGUAUCGAUCAAGAAAUUGGGUAUUUGUUGA